Molecule: messenger RNA, 746 nt
Organism: Phytophthora nicotianae INRA-310
Lineage: Eukaryota; Oomycota; Peronosporomycetes; Peronosporales; Peronosporaceae
Exons: 1
Coding region: 113-715 (200 amino acids)
Biological process (GO): glutathione metabolic process
Molecular function (GO): glutathione transferase activity
Source: RefSeq, a predicted model, not a curated record
GUUGACGAUGCUGCUGCUGCUGCUUCAUCACCGGACUGCGGCACUCACAUGAGGUCAUUUGCGAAUUCGCUCCACUCCACUCAAAACCACUCCCAAGCUUCAACCUACCACCAUGGCCCAACCUCAGCUCAAGCUCUCCUACUUCGACGGCAAGGGCCGCGCCGAGCUCUCGCGCAUGAUCUUCAACUACGGAGGCAUCGCCUUCACGGACGACCGUAUCGCGCGCCCUGACUUCGUGGCGCUAAAGCCGACGCUGCCCUUCGGCCAGGUGCCCGUCCUCGAGCUGGAUGGCACGGUCUAUGCCCAGAGCAUGGCUAUUGCUCGCUAUGCCGCCAAGCUCGCUGGCCUGUACCCGAGCGACGCGGUCGAGGCUCUGAAGGCUGACGUGUUCUCGUGCUCGCUGGGCGACCUCGAGGGCCCCUUCAUUGAUUUCAUGUUCAAGACGCCGGAUGAGGCCGAGAAGACCCAGAAGAAGAAGGUCUUUAUCGAAGAGACAGUGCCCAAGUUUUUCGCCACGCUCGAGAAGAUGGUGGCGGGCAAGUUCAUCCUGGGGGACGAGCUGUCGUACGCCGACUUGCAGUUCCUCGAUAUGGUAGACAACAAGCUCAUGUGGGCGUUCCCAGAUUUCAAGGUGGAAAGCUUUCCCAAGCUCUCCGCGCUGCUGAGCAAUGUCAAGGCGGAGUCCAAGAUCGCCGCCUACCUGUCGAAGCAGUAAAUUCACCGUAGCGGCCACGGAUUAGCCCCCC